AUGCAUCCAACCGCCCGUAUCUUCUCUGCGAGAGUGCAUACGCCGCUCAUAAGGUUUUUGGGCAAGCGGGAUUGGCCGUCUGGCUCAGAAACACCACACGUUCAUCCAGCAGCACCCACCGAGUUGCGGAACAAGAACUUUUCUGACUUUUCGACGGCUUCAAGUUCCUCACAGUCCCCAAACUCGUCCUCCUUAUCAUCACCUUCGUCCACUUCCAAGGCAUUCAAAGAAUUUUGGGAAGCACCGCAGAGGUUAUGCAGCCCUAAAGUACGGGAAUUGGAGGAAUGGGAGAUUGACGCGGUCUUGUCCGGUGGUGCUUCGCUCCGUUAA
Messenger RNA from Marasmius oreades (fairy-ring Marasmius), 330 nucleotides. RefSeq lists its product as uncharacterized. The coding region runs from base 1 to 330 and encodes 109 amino acids. Lineage: Eukaryota; Fungi; Basidiomycota; Agaricomycetes; Agaricales; Marasmiaceae. The transcript is spliced from 3 exons. Gene Ontology annotation, biological process: 2-oxoglutarate metabolic process. The record is from RefSeq and is a predicted model, not a curated record.